Laccaria bicolor S238N-H82 is the source of this 1719-nucleotide messenger RNA. RefSeq lists its product as uncharacterized. The transcript has a single exon. The coding region runs from base 1 to 1719 and encodes 572 amino acids. The record is from RefSeq and is a predicted model, not a curated record. Lineage: Eukaryota; Fungi; Basidiomycota; Agaricomycetes; Agaricales; Hydnangiaceae.
AUGAUCCACUCCUUCCAAACCAUGCAACCGUUCUCGCAGUAUUUCGGUACAAAUUAUGCACCAUCAGACGAAGAAUGUUUAGCAAUAAACAAACUUUUGGAGCAACCCCGAGCGCGCCUCCUACAAAUCGAGGAGGAAAUUUUGAGAGUCGAGAAGAUACUCAGCGAUCUCAAUCGAGAGCGGGAUUCCGUCAACAAUGCUAUCGAUAAAUACGCCAUCCUUCUCACUCCUAUACGAAGGAUACCCCGGGACGUUUUGCAGGAAAUCUUCAUCCGAUGUCUCCCCACAGACCGUAACGCCGUAAUGGCUUCCAACGAGGCCCCUUUGUUACUUGGCCGGGUCUGCAGUUCAUGGCGAACGACCUCGCGGUCCACGCCACAGCUUUGGUCGACAAUACACAUCCCUAUACCCAGACACCACGCCAGUUUCUAUGCACUAGACAUCCCUCCAGGUGACUACUCAGAACUCGCUGGGAAAGUCGUCGAGGUCAGAGCAACGGUCGCGCGAGACUGGCUUUUGAGAUCUGGGGCGUGUCCCCUUGACAUUUCUCUGAAUCAAUGGGAUGAAGCACCGUCCACUGACCCAGAUCUCCCGCGGCCUUUGCUUACCGUCAUCGUUCCUUUUUCUGAACGUUGGAGAAAAGUCUCUAUCACAGCCCCCAUCCAGAGCCUAUCCAACAUCACAGCCCUUUCACCCGCAGCACUUCCCAACCUUGAAUCCUUGUCACUCAAUUUCUCGCGAGUCAGGUCAUGGGGUUAUGGAGUCGAGCCCACAAGCAGCGUCAAUAAGGACAUCUUCAGAGCGCCUAAACUGAGAGCGCUGUCACUGACACAGCUUCGAGAAGAUUCGCUCCGGCUGCCCGUAAAGUGGGCACAGCUCACCGAAUUAUCAUUGGAAGGCAAUGCAUGGUCACGAGAAUCAGGUCUCUCUGCCUCCAGAACCCUCCAACUUCUCUCGAUGUGUCCCCAGCUGGUACGGUGCAGAUUGGAAGUAGGAAUAAGAGAAAUCAACGAAGAAUUAGACGCUCCCAGUGUACGCCUUUCCAAGCUUCAGAGUUUCUCAAUAUUCGACGCAGUCGGUCUAGGCCCUGCAUUCGAGCGCCUCGACCUCCCAGCAUUAGACGAUGUUGAGUUCCAUACGUCAAUAUGGCCCGGAAGCACCAAGCCCUCGCUAUUCACCCUCCUCUCGCGAUUACAGGUGCCUAUACGCACAAUGACGACGGACCCGCAGAUAUUUACCAAAGAUGAUUUCCUCGAGACUCUCAGUAUCGUGCCUUCACUCAAAACGUUGACGCUGAAGAGAUCUCUCGUCGGCAGUCCGUCCCCAUGGACUGAAGGUCCGGGAACUCCUGACGUCGCGCGCCUUGACGAUACGAUGCUUCAACGCUUGCUCAUCCCAGACGAAGAAGGACGAUGCCUAUUCCCACAUUUGAACACUUUCGAAGUUCUCUCCGACCUCACCUUUCGUGACGAAACUCUACUGCAAUGCGUUGAGAAGAGAGUUUCCAGCGAAGGGGUGACGAAGCUGAAACGUGUGUAUGUUGGGUUCAAUCGGCAGAAGGGCAUCGAUAUAUUGCCGGCUUUGUCUUCCUUCGUCGAGGAUGGGCUGUCCAUUGAUUUGUGCUAUGUGGCCUACCAGCAAAGAGGUCCUUUUUCCCCAUCGGACGGAUUACCGCCUCCACCACUGCCUGCCGGCAUUCCGUGGUUUCGUGGCUUAUAA